GCGGUGCGACCAUAGACCUCGUUUCCAUCUCCCAGCUUUACCAGUGGCGACGACAACACCAAUCCAACAUGGGACACGCAGAAGAUGACAUUGGCCUAGACAGCCGGGAAGUGGGCUCCAGGGAGAACUUGCUCGAGGUGAAACCCAUCAAAACGUGGAAGGGCUACCUCUGGGACACAUGGGAGCUUCCUAAGGACCAACGCUGGUUGCUGUUCAAGUUGGACGCGUUCGUGCUCACCUUUGCCUCGGUCGGAUACUUCCUAAAGAAUCUCGAUCUAUACAAUGUCAACAAUGCUUUCCUUAGUGGCAUGGAAGAAGACCUGUCGAUGUACGGCAAUCAACUCGUGACCUCUACGUCCAUCUACACAGUCGGCUAUGUCAUUGGGCAGAUACCGUGCAAUUUGCUGCUGACCCGGGUGUCGCCACGGUGGGUCAUACCUGCACUCGAGGUAGGCUGGGGAGUAUGCACCAUCUGUCAAGCGUCCGUAAAGUCAUACCAGGGCCUCUAUGCCUUGCGGUUCUUCGUAGGGCUCUUCGAAUCUGGCUUCUAUCCGGGCAUCCAUUACUUACUCGGGUCAUGGUACACCCCGCAGGAGCUUGGCAAGCGUGCUAUGGUAUUUUGGCUCGCCGGCUCGAUCGGGCAGCUCUUUAGCGGUUUCCUGCAAGCGGCUGCCUACACGAACCUGAACGGCGUGGACGGCCAUUCGGGUUGGAGAUGGCUAUUUAUCAUAGACGGCAUUAUCACACUGCCGCUCGCCGCAAUCGGCUUCCUUUUCUUCCCCAAUCUACCGCAGGGCGGGAAGAAGACGUGGUGGACAACCGAGGAGGAGCACAUUCUUUCAGUCAAGCGUAUGGAUGCUAUUGGGCGCAAAGGAAAGGAGCCCUGGUCAAAGGCUAAGGCCAGGAGAAUCUUGCUGAGCUGGCACACCUACCUCCUUCCGAUGUUGUAUGUCCUCUGGAAUAACGCCGGGCCGCAGCCAGCCAUGGGAUACUGGCUGAAGAGCUUCAACAAGAAGCCUCAUCCUGUCCCCGGCACUACUUUCACAGUGCCGCAGAUCAAUAACCUUCCUCUUAUCACAUCCGGUGUCUUCAUCGCUAUGGCUUUCGUUUGGGGCUGGCUUUCCGAUGGACCUAUGCGCGGCGCACGCUGGCCCUUCAUCUAUAUCGGCGCGGUCAUUUCGCUCGUCUUCUGUGUUCUCAUGCGUCAGAUGCCGCUGUACGAAAAUAUCUAUGGCCGUAAAGUUGUCUAUUGGCUUAGUCAAAUUGGCUGGGGCGCCGGUCCACUCAUCCUUAGCUGGAUCAACGAGAUCUGCUCGAACGACACGGAGAAGAGAGCGUUGCUUGUCGCAAUGGGCAACGACUUUGCGUAUGUCGUGCAAGCGGUUGCACCUAACUUUGUAUGGAAAACAACAGAUUUCCCGGCCGCGAGGAAGGGAUACCUGUGGAGUAUCGUCCUGGAGAUACUGCUCAUCGCCCUGACUGCUGUCGUUCAGGUUCUUCUCUGGCUAGAUAAAAAGAAAGCGGCCAGCAAAGCACGUGUGUUCGACGGCUCGUUGCCAGGCUCGCAAGGUAGUGAUAGCCCACCACUGCAGGCAAGCGAUAUCGAUGAGAAGAGGGUCGAUCGCACUGAAGUCAACCCGGUUGGUCUGCGCUAGACUGCGAAAAUAUUGGUUCUAAAAACGCUGAUGUUCGACCCUUUUCUUGAUGGUGGUAGUGUUUCCACGAAUUCCUAUGCCGGAAUGGAGUUGAAGAGCGCUAAGUGCUAUUUGUUAGCUAUACAGUAUAACCUCGGUAUUACGAAUCGCAAUAUAACAAAUUCACAUAAUAAUGAACACGCGUGCUCUCACAGAGGGCGAGAAAACGGAAGCAGAGAGGCCUGCAGGCAACCGAGCAAGAGCCAGUAAACACAUGGAAUCACGUGACCGAUUUCUGAUAUCCUGGGCCUUAAUGGAACGACUCCUAGCAGAGCCUAGUAGCAGUCCUUUUAGGUAGUAAGAGAUUGAACAAUAC
This is a messenger RNA of Mytilinidion resinicola, 2010 nucleotides long. Its product is annotated as allantoate permease. The record is from RefSeq and is a predicted model, not a curated record. Gene Ontology annotation, molecular function: transmembrane transporter activity. Bases 69 to 1655 code for a protein of 528 amino acids. Gene Ontology annotation, biological process: transmembrane transport. Gene Ontology annotation, cellular component: membrane. NCBI's taxonomy places the organism in Eukaryota, Fungi, Ascomycota, Dothideomycetes, Mytilinidiales, Mytilinidiaceae. The transcript is spliced from 7 exons.